AUGGCAAGUACUACUGAACCAACGACAGACAAGAGAGAAGAAGAGUCAAUGGAGAACCCCACAGCCGAAGACGAAGACACCGGAGCUCAGGUCGCCCCCAUCGUCAAGCUCCAAGAAGUCGCUGUCACCACCGGCGAAGAACAUGAAGAUGCCCUUCUUGAUAUGAAAGCAAAGCUAUAUAGAUUUGACAAGGAAGGGAAUCAAUGGAAAGAGAGAGGUGUUGGCACUGUCAAGCUUCUCAAACACAAGGAAACUGGAAAGGUUAGGCUUGUCAUGAGGCAGUCUAAGACUCUUAAAAUCUGCGCCAAUCAUCUUGUUCUAACUGCUAUUGCAAUGCAAGAGCAUGCGGGCAAUGAUAAGUCAUGUGUGUGGCACGCUCCUGAUUUUGCUGAUGGCGAGGUGAAGGAAGAGCUCUUUUGCAUUCGUUUUGCUUCAGUUGAGAACUGCAAAACUUUCAAAGAAAAGAUUGAAGAAAUUAUUGAAUCUCAAGGGAACAAGUCUGUAGGGAGUGAAGAAGCCACCACUGCUGCUGACCUUAUGGAAAAGUUGAGUGUUGGAGAGAGCAAAGAUGUAGAAGAGAAAACCAAGGAGGCUCCUAUUUCGGCAGAGGAGAAAAAAGAUGAGAAUGCGAAGCAAGAAAAUCCAGGGGAUGAUAAGUAG
Molecule: messenger RNA, 660 nt
Organism: Ilex paraguariensis (yerba mate)
Lineage: Eukaryota; Viridiplantae; Streptophyta; Magnoliopsida; Aquifoliales; Aquifoliaceae
Source: the annotation of a GenBank genome assembly